AUGUCUUUCAUGAGGAUUUUAGGUGUUGUAGCUUUGCUUGUUGCAAUGAGUGCUAUAACAUGUGAAAGUAGGGCAGCAAGAAAGAAUCUUGGGUUGAACCUAGGUGGGGUGGGAAUUGGAACGGGUUCUGGUGUGGGAAUUGGAAUGGGUUCUGGUGUAGGAAUUGGACUUGGUGGCGGUAGUGGUGUUGGCUCUGGUGCAGGUGCCGGGUCUGGAUCUGGAUCUGGUUCAAGUUCUGGUUCUGGUUCUGGUUCUGCUUCGGGAUCGGGAUCGGGAUCAGGGUCUUCUGGAGCAGGCUCUGAAGCUGGUUCACAUGCAGGAUCUCAGGCUGGGUCAGGAGCCGGUUCUCAAGCAGGCUCUGAAGCUGGUUCACAUGCAGGAUCUCAAGCUGGGUCAGGAGCCGGUUCUCAAGCAGGCUCUGAAGCUGGUUCACAUGCAGGAUCUCAUGCAGGGUCAGGGGCUGGGUCAGGAGCCGGUUCUCAAGCAGGCUCUGAAGCUGGUUCGCAUGCAGGAUCUCAUGCAGGGUCAGGAGCCGGUUCUGAAGCGGGUUCAGAAGCUGGUUCUCGUGCAGGAUCUCAUGCUGGGUCAGGGGCUGGCUCAGAAGCAGGUUCUGAAGCAGGCUCUGAAGCUGGUUCACAUGCAGGGUCAGGAGCCGGUUCUGAAGCGGGUUCAGAAGCUGGUUCUCGUGCAGGAUCUCAUGCUGGGUCAGGGGCUGGCUCAGAAGCAGGUUCUGAAGCAGGCUCUGAAGCUGGUUCACAUGCAGGGUCAGGAGCCGGUUCUGAAGCGGGUUCAGAAGCUGGUUCUCGUGCAGGAUCUCAUGCUGGGUCAGGGGCUGGCUCAGAAGCAGGUUCUGAAGCAGGCUCUGAAGCUGGUUCACAUGCAGGGUCAGGAGCCGGUUCUGAAGCGGGUUCAGAAGCUGGUUCUCGUGCAGGAUCUCAUGCUGUGUCCGGGGCUGGUUCAGGAGCAGGCUCUGAAGCGGGUUCCCGUGCCGGAGCCGGAGCCGGUUCUGAAGCAGGUUCCGAAGCAGGUUCAUAUGCAGGCUCUCAUGCUGGAUCUGGGUCUGGGUAUUCUGAAGCAGGAGCUGGUUCAUAUGCAGGUUCCCAUGCUGGAUCAGGAAACUGA
Molecule: messenger RNA, 1122 nt
Organism: Vicia faba (fava bean)
Lineage: Eukaryota; Viridiplantae; Streptophyta; Magnoliopsida; Fabales; Fabaceae
Source: the annotation of a GenBank genome assembly